CAAAAGUUAUUGCAGUUACAUCCAGUGAGGGAGCUUGUCGCUUGCAUCAGUUUCAAUAUGGCGACCAAAGAGCUUCGAGAAAUUGAUCGCUACGUGAAUUUAUUGAAACAAGAAAUAUCCAAACAAGAUCCCGUUGUUUUGAGUGUUGUGGUUGCUUUAGCUGUAGUUAUUCUAACAAUAGUUCUGUUCAAGAUAAUUCUCGGUAGAAAGAACACUAGAAGAGGUGUACUACUUGUUGGAUUAUGUGAUUCUGGAAAGACCUUGUUGUUUAGUAAGCUGACAAGCGGUAAAUAUGUGAUGACACAGACUUCGAUAAAAGAGAAUUCCGGUACAUAUAAGCUACAAGGAGAGAAAAAAGGAGUUUUGAAAAUAUUGGAUCUUCCAGGGCAUGAGAGAUUGCGUAAUCAUAAAAUAGACCAGUUCAAAGACCAAGCAAGGUGUAUUGUAUUUCUCGUCGAUAGCGUCACAUUUCAGAAGGAUAUAAAAGAAGUCGCUGAGUUAUUAUAUAAUCUUUUGAGUGACCAAGUGAUAUCCCACAAUGCAUUGCCAUUCCUGAUAGCAUGCAACAAGACAGACAUCACCACGGCUAAGUCGUCUAAUGUGAUAAAAAUACAGCUUGAGAAAGAGAUGAAUACACUACGUAUCACCCGUUCAGCUGCAUUGGAAGGAAUUGACAGUUCAGGAAGUAACAAAACGUAUCUUGGAAAAAAAGGCAAAGACUUUGAAUUUUCCCAUCUUAAACCAAUUAAAGUUGACUUUGUAGAGUGUAGUGCUAGGGGGGCCAAAAGUGAAGAAAGUGAGGGUGAUAUUAGUGAGAUUGAGAAAUGGUUAUAUCAAGUUUCAUAAUCAAUGAAUAUUAUAUUAAUGUAACCUUUUCAACUGACCUCUGUAAUCUGACACAUUUAGUCUUCUUAUGUUUUUGGUAGAUGCAGUUGAUCUUACACAUUCAGUUUACUUUCAAUCUGACAUGUGUUCUUGUUUCUGAAUUGCCCUUUUAGCAUCAACACAUUCAGUACUAGUUGACCUCUGUAUUCCGACAAAUUCAAUUGACCUCUGUAUUCUGACACAUUCAAUUAACCUCUGUAUUCCAACUUUAAGUUGAUCUGUUAUUCCAAUGCAUUAAUUUGACCUCUGUAUUCCGACAAAUUCAAUUGACCUCUGUAUUCUGACACAUUCAAUUAACCUCUGUAAUCCAACUUUAAGUUGAUCUGUUAUUCCAAUGCAUUAAUUUGACCUCUGUGUUCUGACACAUUCAAUUAACCUCUGCAUUCUGACACAUUCAAUUAACCUCUGCAUUCUGACACAUUCAAUUAACCUCUGUAAUCCGACACAUUCAAUUAACCUCUGUAAUCCGACACAUUCAAUUAACCUCUGUAAUCCGACACAUUCAAUUACCGGUAACCUCUGUAAUCCGACACAUUCAAUUAACCUCUGUAAUCUGACACAUUCAAUUAACCUCUAUUCCGACACAUUCAAUUAACCUCUGUAAUCCGACACAUUCAAUUAACCUCUGUAAUCCGACACAUUCAAUUAACCUCUGUAAUCCGACACAUUCAAUUAACCUCUGUAAUCCGACACAUUCAAUUAACCUCUGUAAUCCGACACAUUCAAUUAACCUCUGUAAUCCGACACAUUCAAUUAACCUCUGUAAUCCAACACAUUCAAUUAACCUCUGUAAUCCGACACAUUCAAUUAACCUCUGUAAUCCAACACAUUCAAUUAACCUCUGUAAUCCAACACAUUCAAUUAACCUCUGUAUUCUGACACAUUCAAUUAACCUCUGUAUUCCGACACAUUCAUCUCUAUGGAUGUACACACCAAAGACCUCUCUAUUCUGACACACUUGCAUGACCCAAGUACUCAGCUUUGUGUAUAUCAUGUCCUAAUAGGGUCAAAAUAUUAUGUAAAGUUAGUAUUAUAAAUCAAUCAACAUUGCACCUAUUGAUACCAUAUUUUGAAAUUAAUCUACUAUAGCAUUAUUGAAAUUCAUACACAACUAUCUGUACUGGGGGAAGUCCUGGUCAAAUCUUACCAGCAAAUCAUUAUAGUUCUCAUUAUGACAUUUAUAUAUUUGUACAUGUGACGAGUUAGCUAGUUUUAUCUCCUGCAUAUACAGUACAGCUUUCAUGCUGCUUCACCCAUUUAUCACGUUUUUACUGUACCACACUGAUCGGUUCAGCCAUAGUAAUUAAAUUAUUUUGUAUUAGAUCAUUUCAUUUCAAUAAUGAUCUCGCAGACAUGGGUGGUUAUUAGAAGUUAUCCGCCGAUGUUGUGUUUUUCUGGUGUAUGUUAAGUUUGCCAUCGCAGUGGUUGAAAUGUGCAAUGUGAGCCAUAAAAUAUGUAACUAGAACGAUGUCAACGGACGACACUAAUGCGCUCACGAUGUGCAUCAUGAUGUGAUGGCAGACCUCAAUGAAUAUAAAUAUAAUGACAUGGAAAUGUCACACAAUGUCUUUAAAUAUUCAUGCAUUAUCAACACGCCAUUCAUCAAAAGUCACUAUUUUCAGAUUGUGUACUUUUGAAAGGAUUAUUUUAUACAAUUUCUGCCAAAGUAUAUAUCCAGUCAUCCAUGAAGGAAAAAUAAUAGCAUUAAGUAUUAAAUAAGGAACUAUAAUUACAUGUAUGUAUAUUACUAUACAUGAUAUCCAGAGUUUUUGUGAGAAAUUUAUUUCAAUAAAAUGACACUGCAUAUGAACCGCU
Saccoglossus kowalevskii is the source of this 2700-nucleotide messenger RNA. RefSeq names its product signal recognition particle receptor subunit beta-like. Gene Ontology annotation, cellular component: Golgi apparatus. The record is from RefSeq and is a predicted model, not a curated record. NCBI's taxonomy places the organism in Eukaryota, Metazoa, Hemichordata, Enteropneusta, Harrimaniidae. Gene Ontology annotation, biological process: Golgi to plasma membrane protein transport; protein localization to Golgi apparatus; intracellular protein transport. Gene Ontology annotation, molecular function: GTPase activity; GTP binding.